UGAUAAGAAACGCAAUAAAUAAAUAUGCAAGCAACAAUCUUGGAAGAAACAUUUUGUAGGCUGUGCCUAAAUAUUAUAAGAGAUUCAAAUUGUCGGGUGAUAGAAGAAGUCAUAAGAGAUGUUCUAAAAAUUGUUUUGCCGCAUAUGAAUUUGGAGGAAAAAGUUAAACAUUUCAUGUGUAAAACAUGUUCCUUGAAAUUAUUUGCUGCUUUUAAUUUUAAGUCCAUAUGUAUGGAUACGGAGGAUUUAAUUUUUCCUCAUAUUACUGCCAGUAAAAUGUCAGUGAUCGAUUUAAAGCAAGUUUAUCUAAAAGAGAAGGGAAAUAUUCAGUUAAUCGAUGCAUCGGAAGAUCGGACAAUUUGUCGAUUAUGUUUUCAGUCCGUAACCUACGGAUUUGUGGCACUACGUGAAGUGGAUGUUGACAUAAUCGAUACAUAUAUACCACAGGUUAACAUCAGUGCUACCAGGGAUCCUGUUAUAUGUAGAACAUGCUUUGAUUCGCUUCGUACCCAUGGCAGUUUUUUAAAGAGCUGCCUUGAUGUACAUGAGAAAUAUACAAACGUCGAUAAACAGUCUUAUAUUAAAAAUGAAGAAAUUGAAAUAAAACUGGAUGAUCCUCAGGAUGGGUAAGGAAAUGCCGAUAAAUUUUGUAUUUUUAUGAUUUAUUGCACUUCUUUUUUUUGUAUCUUGAUAACGAGGUAUU
Anoplophora glabripennis (Asian longhorned beetle) is the source of this 703-nucleotide messenger RNA. RefSeq lists its product as uncharacterized. Gene Ontology annotation, molecular function: zinc ion binding. The transcript has 3 exons. The coding region runs from base 25 to 630 and encodes 201 amino acids. Lineage: Eukaryota; Metazoa; Arthropoda; Insecta; Coleoptera; Cerambycidae. The record is from RefSeq and is a predicted model, not a curated record. Gene Ontology annotation, cellular component: nucleus.